AUGACCGUCUUUGGUCCAGGUGAAGACUUUGACGUCUGCAUCUGUGGGUCCCCGACACCCCAGGGAGACGUUCUGUCCAAGUUUUCCUCUCACCUCCAGGCGAGCUGGAAGAACCAGAUAACAGAACCGAGAGACGCUCGAGAGGCUGAAGCUUCACCUGCAGGAGACACACCUGCUGAACCUGAUCACCUCAUCCAGAACGGAGAGGAUGCAGAGGAGGCAGUCGCUACGGAAACCAUCAGUAAAGAGGAAGCCGCUGAGAGACUGAUGGAAACGGAGAAAAUCAUCGCUGAGCUGAACGAGACCUGGGAGGAGAAACUGAGGAAGACAGAAUCCAUCCGUCUGGAGAGAGAGUCGCUGCUGGCAGAGAUGGGCGUGUCCAUAAAGGAGGAUGGAGGAACUCUGGGAGUUUUCUCUCCUAAAGGAACGCCUCACCUGGUCAACCUGAAUGAAGACCCUCUGAUGUCUGAGUGUCUCCUCUACUACAUCAAGGAAGGAGUCACCAGGGUUGGACAGCAGGACGUGGACAUCAAACUUUCAGGUCAAUUCAUUAAAGAGAUCCACUGUGUUUUUGUCAGUGAGACCAACGAGCAGGGAGAAGUGGAGGUCAUUCUGGAGCCGUUAGUGGGAGCUGAGACGUACGUGAACGGGAAGCAGAUCACGGAGGCUGUCAUUCUGAAGCAAGGAAACCGCAUUGUGAUGGGGAAGAAUCACGUGUUCAGGUUCAACCAUCCGGAGCAGGCGAGGCUGGAGAGGGAGCGCAGCGCCACAGCCGAGCAGCAGGAGGAGCCGGAGGACUGGAACUACGCUCAGAAGGAGCUGCUGGAGAAACAAGGCAUCGACAUCAAACUGGAGAUGGAGAAGAGAUUACAGGAUGUGGAGACUCAGUACCGUAAGGAGAAGGAGGAGGCUGACCUGCUGCUGGAGCAGCACAGACUGUACGCAGACAGCGACAGCGGAGACGACUCUGACAAACGCUCCUGUGAGGAGAGCUGGAGGCUGAUCUCCUCCCUGAGAGAGAAGCUACCAGCCAACAAGGUGCAGACCAUCGUGAAGCGCUGUGGUCUCCCCAGCAGCGGGAAGAGGAGGGAACCUCUCCGGGUCUAUCAGAUCCCGCAGAGGAGGAGGAUCAGCAAAGACCCCAAACGGGUCACCAUGGAGGAUCUGAGGAUGCAGGCCGUCAAGGAAAUCUGUUACGAGGUGGCUCUGGGAGACUUCCGUCACUCCCGUCAGGAAAUCGAGGCACUGUCCAUCGUCAAGAUGAAGGAGCUCUGCCGCAUGUACGCCAAGAAGGACUCCAACGAGAAGGAGAGCUGGAAGGCCGUGGCCCAGGACGUCUGCGACACCGUGGGCAUUGGGGAAGAGAGGAGCCCUCCCACUGAGGAGGGAGGAGGAGAAACGAGCGAGGGAGGACAGAAGGGAAAAGUGUACGACCUGAAGGCUCACAUCGAUAAGCUGACGGAUAUCCUGGAGGAGGUGAAGCUCCAGAACAACAUGAAGGAUGAGGAGAUCAAAGCUCUGAGAGACAGAAUGAUCAAGAUGGAGAGCAUCAUACCGGUUCAGGACGACGACAUGAAUGGGGAAGGAGGCGAGUCUCUGCAGAGAGAGGGAGGAGGUGGUCUUGAUGACAGCAAUGACCUGCCGGAGGUCAGAGUUCAGCGUCUUAUGGAGGAGGACCCAGCUUUCAGGAGAGGGCGCCUCCGCUGGCUGAAGCAGGAACAGCAGCGAAUCCAGAACCUCCAGAAGCAGAACAUCACCAAGAAACUGAGAGGACAGAACCAGAGCCAAGGUCCGAGCACCCCCAUCGUUCCCGUUCAUCUUCCUGGGACCGGCCGCUUCAUCCCUCCCCAGGAAUGCAAACUGAAGUUCCCCUUCAAAAGUAACCCCGCCCACCGGUUGUCAUGGGGACCAGCCAGCGAGGCCCUGCAGGCACUGGGUCUGGGAGGAGAGGGAGGAGGAGAAGAAGAUGGUGAGGAGCAGGAGAACAGAGGAGGUUCCCUCACACCUCCGCCUCCUCCUCAGGGUCAGCCUCCGCCCCUCCUACCCCUCCCCUUCCCUGCUACACCCCCACGCAUGCGCACACCCAGCCCUCAUCGUGCUUGGCAACAACGUAACCAAGGCAACCAGGGUGGCUUCCACCUCAACCAGCAGGGUAACAACCAAAACUUCCAGCGGCGUCAACGCCGCAACUCCCUGGACAGCUCCACCCACAACAGUGACCAGCAGUACGGUGGGGGUAACAGCGGUCACCAGGGGCGACUGAGACAGAGGAGGGGGGAGUCCCCUAGUGGAGGCGGGGAGAGGGGAGUGAGAGGAGGAGGAGGAGGGAGCUUCUACUAUAAUCAGCACCAGCACCAUCAGUUCCACCCCCACCCAUACUACAACAUCCACAAUGCACCAUUCCAGCCUCACCCCAACUACCACAGCCUGCCUCGCUCCGGACCCCUGCCUCUCCCCCCCGACAUGCUUAUUGGGGUGGGGCCUCCACCUGCUGGGUGGGGCUUCACCACCCCGCCCAGAAUGAGACGGCAGUUCAGCGCCCCGGACCUGAAGAACAACAAGGAGAAUAAUGUCAUGUGACACAGAGGCCUCUGAUUGGCUGCGGGAUCCUCAUGCUGUAAAGAACAGACCGUGUGAGUGUGUGUUUUCAGCACUUUUUCAGCAGAACUAAAUGGAAAGUAAGGUCACGCACAUCCACAGUCGUCUGUCCUGCUGUGUGUGUUUGAGUUUUAAUGGUCGCACAGUUUAGGUUUUUAUUUUAUUCUCAGUUGUUCGUCGUCUGUCGUUUCAUAUUCACUUAUUUACUUUGAUUCAUCUGAGAUCUGCUGAUGUUCUGAUCCUGAUCAGCUGUUUGUAACCUGGAGCCUUAAAGUCUGCAGGUGAAGAUGGUUCAUAAAGAUGGAGCACGUAGUUCAGUUCACAGGCAGGGUGGUGAGUUUAUGGGUCUACUGCAAGUUCAGCCUGAACAGCGCUUCCUAAUGUUAGAGCUAAACCUCUCUAAUGAGAGCUUAUUCAUGUCAUGUAAUUAAGGCACAUUUUUAAUAUUCAGAUUUUUCUAAUGUGCAAGCUCACAACCUGAUCAUUGCGCUGAAGAAUAGCUGCUAGAUUUGCAUUCAUUUUAAAUAAAUUCAAACGCAGUCGUCGUUUUUCAUUACUGAAGCACCGUUUGAACCUUUCAGCCAGUUUCUCUGAAGACAUGAGGCUGAUAUUUCCUAUUUCACCUGAAUGCUGCAUACUCAACAGCUGCAAACCAAAGAAUACGCUCUGUGGCGACUCCUGCAGGCCCCAGAGGGUAUGGCAUAUUUUAGGAGGAGGCGUGUAGGAUGUUUUUACCUGACAGGUGAGCAUGGUAAAGAGCUGUGUGUAUAUCUGAAGUUUAUCUGUUCUUCUUUAUGUUUCAACGGAGAUGAAUUUAAAAAAUAUCAUUAUAUGUGCUGACAGUGCCUUCAAAGUUACAGGCAAUCAUGGGAAAAUGAGAGUAAAUUGUCUUACAUAAUGGGAGAGGAAAACAAUGGAAGAAUCCAGGUAAUGUAGGGUUUGUUGGAGGGAAUUCUGGGAGAUGUAGUGAUACAUAUACAGAAGGCGGUGGAUGUGUGAUAAAUGUGUGUUACGGAGUAAUAGUUGAUGUUUCGUGGAGUUUAAAUCCUGCUGUAAGGAUCAGGUCCACUCAGAGCAAAGCAUUCUGGGAGAAGACGACAGGAAUGCCAAACUGUUUGGAGACUUUAGGGAUGUAUUCAUUUUAAGGAAAUGGUUAAACUAACCAAUAGGAGCGCUCCCUCCUGCAGGAAGGGGAUUGAUGAUGACACAAACAAAACAGUGUUUUGUUCUGGUAGCUCCAUAGAGCAUCUAGUUUCUGCCUUAAAUCCACCAAUCACAGGACAAUUCUGAAACCCACUUGUAGCGCCAGGCCUGAUGGGAAAUGUAGUUUUCUCCUUCGGCCUUUCUAACAGUUUCUGAUUAUUUCCAGUUUGAGCCUCUGAUUGGCUGUUUUACUUCGUGUAGUCAUUCGCUUUUUGUGCUGCAUAUUUUAGCCCCUCCCACAUCCUCGGCCAAUGGUUAAUGAUGUCAUCAUGUAUCAUGGUUAUAAUUAUUAUGAAGCUAUAAGUGUCAUCAUUAAUAUUUGGUUCUUCUGGAUGCUGCUAAAGGAGCUUGGUCGCUGUCUUGUAUCUUCCUCUCUGUGUGGAUGUGAUGGAGGUGUGAGAGUUUCAAGAUGAACUCUUUUUAUUUUAAAUUUGUUUUUAUUUCUUUAUAAAGCUGAUUGUUAUUUGCUGUUUGGGAAUGAUGAGGGGACCCUGAUUCCGGAACAUUCUUGAAUUCUCCUCACGGACUGCCCCGCCCACUCACCCCAUACCUUUGCACCAAUCACAUCCUCUGAGUCUAUGAUGUCACAGAAGAGGGUGGAUGUCAUCCAGGAUUUAAACAUGAUAUAAACUAUAUCGUUUUGGCUCAGAGCUCCUCGGGUUUUUUCUGUCUGUCUUGGGUUGUUGUUUCAGGAACCAAUCUCAGGAUCUACCUGCAGACAACACGAUGGCAAUAAACUGUCAAGAAUCAAAGCAAA
This is a messenger RNA of Girardinichthys multiradiatus, 4558 nucleotides long. Its product is annotated as kinesin-like protein KIF1C. The transcript has 16 exons. Gene Ontology annotation, cellular component: adherens junction. The record is from RefSeq and is a predicted model, not a curated record. Gene Ontology annotation, molecular function: cell adhesion molecule binding. The coding region runs from base 1 to 2580 and encodes 859 amino acids. NCBI's taxonomy places the organism in Eukaryota, Metazoa, Chordata, Actinopteri, Cyprinodontiformes, Goodeidae. Gene Ontology annotation, biological process: regulation of protein localization.